Messenger RNA from Macadamia integrifolia, 1856 nucleotides. Its product is annotated as RING-H2 finger protein ATL13. The record is from RefSeq and is a predicted model, not a curated record. Lineage: Eukaryota; Viridiplantae; Streptophyta; Magnoliopsida; Proteales; Proteaceae. The transcript has a single exon. The coding region runs from base 158 to 1642 and encodes 494 amino acids.
AAAAAAAACCAUGAACCCCCUUCGAAAGGGCCUGCAAAACUUGUUGGUUUUCUUCGUCUAGGCUAUAAUUUCUUCACAACCAGAUGAGUUUCUUGAGAAUUGAAAAGGUUCUAAGGCAGAAAUCUUGGUAAUUUGUUCUGAUUUUUCCUUAGGAGAUAUGGAUUGGUUCUUUCGAGACAGGGUUAAGGAGUUAAUUUCUCCCUCUCAGCCAUUCUUUCUUCCUUUGCGACCACCCCCACCUCCUACUGUUCAAUCUGGUGGUUUUGAUCAGGAUAACAAGAUUAGCCCAAGUAUUUUACUUAUCAUUAUAAUUCUUGCUAUCAUUUUCUUCAUCUCUGGUUUAUUACAUCUCCUUGUCAGAUUCCUGCUGAGAACUCCUAGCAGAGAUCCAGUAGAAUCAGAACAUGCUACUGCUUUACAAGGGCAGUUACAGCAGCUUUUCCAUCUUCAUGAUGCUGGGGUUGAUCAAUCCUUCAUAGAUACCCUCCCUGUGUUUGUUUAUAAGGCCAUUAUAGGAGUUAAGAACCCAUUUGAUUGUGCGGUUUGUCUCUGCGAGUUUGAAGCAGAGGAUCAACUUAGAUUGCUUCCCAAAUGUAGCCAUGCCUUCCAUAUGGAAUGCAUAGAUACAUGGCUCCUCUCUCACUCAACUUGCCCUCUUUGUAGAGGGAGCUUGCUUCCUGAUCUCUCCUCAACCAAUAUCUGUACUUCACCCAUUGUAUUUGUUCUUGAAUCUGGGAGUGAGAGCUCCAGAGAGAUCGUUGCAGACAGAGAAACUGCUGCUCAGGGCUCCAAUAUUGCAGGUUCAGUUACAGGUGUCCUUCUGGAUUCUCAUGGUGAGGAUGAUAGUGACGUUUCUCAGAAAUCUUGUGAAAUUCCAGUGAAAGAGGAUCCAAAUCCGGCACCACCAGAGGUUUCGGAAGAGAGAGUUGUUCCUGUUAAGCUUGGGAAGUUUAUCAAUGUCGAUGGAGCCUCCAUUGAGGGAUGUAGCAGUAACAGCAAUGUAGAUGCAAGGAGGUGCUUUUCUAUGGGUUCCUUAGAGUAUGUAAUGGAUGAGAGCUCUUCAUUGCAGGUACCCAUUAGACCUCCAACCAAGAAGAAGAAUUCAACUAGGAAGCCCUCUCUGCAAUUGAUGCCUGGCCACAGGACUGCAAUGUCUGAAUGUGGUGGUCAUUCUUGUAGAGAAGAAUUCAAGGGAUUUGAGCCUAUGAAGGGUAGUAGUAGUCGUUUCCAUGGAGAAAGCAGUAUUAGAAUUGGAACUGAAACUGCAGUUGAAAGGAAUAAAAAAGAGAGCUUUUCUGUUUCAAAGAUCUGGCUUCGAUCGAAGAAGGAAAAACCAGCGACGAUGACAGCCGCAGAUUCAUCGAGGAGGGCUUUCUCCUUCCGAUUCCCAUUGAAUCGAGUUUCGUCGGAAGAUUUGAAGGCAAAGCAGAACAACAGUAGCAGUAGAAGGACUAUUUCCGAAAUCGAUGUUGCCAGAUGGGAGAGUGGAGGGAGUGAGUUGGGUUUAGAUGAAGAAACUGGUAGCUCUAUUAGUUUGGAUUCUCAAGCCAAAACGCCAUCUUUUGCAAGGAGGACACUGCUUUGGCUUGUGGGAAGACAGAACAAGGUGGUUCAUUCAUCAUCCUCUUCCCAAAUUGUCUGAAUCUUUUUUAGAUUUUUUAAUCUUUGGAUUUAUCAGUCUUGGAUUCCUGAGUUUUGAAGGGAAUGGUAGGAAUCAAACAUAGGAACAUUAGAGAAAUCAGAAAACAGAAAAUGAAAGAGAAGAUGUUCAUAGACUCUGAUAAAGUAUCUGCCCAACUUGGCUUCUCUAUUACAAUCUUAAUUAUCUGUAGUUGAUUGAUUCUUCUUUCCUCUAA